CUCGAACGCUUACUAAUUGCUCUGGAAAGCGGUGAUUUAAGUUCAAUUAAAGUUUUACAAAUAAAUAUAAAUUUUUUUUAAUUUUUCUUUAAAAAAUCUUACAAAUUUACACGAUGGGCCAGCUAUUUUGGCGUUUUCGUGGCUGUUGCCUUGUUGGUCUGCUGCUGUCUGCCUACGCCACCUAUGUGGAGUUGAGAGCGGAAAAGGAUGCUGACUACGUGGCGUUGUGCGACUUGAGUCCGAAAGUUAGUUGCACGGCGGUAUUUACUUCGAGCUACGGCAGAGGUUUUGGGCUAACAAAAUAUGUAACCAGCUGGAAUCCACCGAAUGGCUUGCUUGGUAUUGCCUUCUACAUUAUCUUGCUGCUGCUGACACCUCCACGCCAUCGCCUGCUCUCGCUGCUGCAACUGUUCCUCUGCUUUGUUUCGAAUUUACUUUCUAUUUACCUGGCUUAUUUGUUGUAUUUUGUGCUAGAGGAUUUUUGUGUGGUUUGUGUGUCAAUUUAUGUUGUCAAUUUCGUUUGUUUGUGGGAGUCGUCGAAGAUUUCCCAACAAAUAGGCAGCAGAGGGUUUAAAGCGCAUUCGAAAGCACAAAAUGGUAGUAAUAAAAAUAAUUAACCUUGUGCGGGAUAAGUUAAAUGAAUUAUAUUGUUUUAGUGUAAUUUGCAAAUAAAAUGAGAUUUUAAUAACGAUUUUAAA
Messenger RNA from Anastrepha ludens (Mexican fruit fly), 698 nucleotides. RefSeq names its product vitamin K epoxide reductase complex subunit 1 (gene Vkor). Gene Ontology annotation, molecular function: vitamin-K-epoxide reductase (warfarin-sensitive) activity. Bases 114 to 617 code for a protein of 167 amino acids. Gene Ontology annotation, biological process: vitamin K metabolic process; peptidyl-glutamic acid carboxylation. Lineage: Eukaryota; Metazoa; Arthropoda; Insecta; Diptera; Tephritidae. The transcript is spliced from 3 exons. The record is from RefSeq and is a predicted model, not a curated record.